Molecule: messenger RNA, 2409 nt
Organism: Linnemannia hyalina
Lineage: Eukaryota; Fungi; Mortierellomycota; Mortierellomycetes; Mortierellales; Mortierellaceae
Source: the annotation of a GenBank genome assembly
AUGACAAACCCACAGGCUAUUUCGACUACUGGACCAGUAUCAGCGCCAGUAUCAGCACCUGCAGCAUUAACACCAGUACUAGCAACAGCGACAACGACCGAAUUAGCGCCGACAGCUGCAACGGAGACAGUAGCAGUUCCACCAGCGGCAACAAAGUCGAAAGGGGCAGAUCGACGGCUAGCUCGGACAAUGCUCUCAGGACCUCCAUCGAUCGACUACCUGGCGUUUCUGAAGCGACUUCAUGUGAACUACUACACUCAAGGAGACGACGAAUUUCAACCCAAUCUACUCAAGUACUGUCUCGGUCUCGGCCCAGAACAACGUGCCAACAGUCGACACGCGGCGCUCUUGGAGGAUAUGGCUUCCCGGGGGUUCAGCCGCAUUCGAGUCGUUCGACGAACCAAUGAUAUCUUGUCGAUGGACCUGACGUGGGCGCUUUGCAAUGAGCGUCUGGAGAAACUGCAGUGUCUGACCAUUUAUUUGGAGGAGAUAGAGCGAUAUCUUGCAGUGGUGGAUCGAUUGCUGGUGCUUAGUCGGGUUUGUUUUGAGCAAGGGACGGAGGAAGAGUUUACGGCCAGGUCGGAUGAGGAGAAGGAAGGGAUGUGGCAGCGGAUGGUGUUGUUUGUGGAGAGACAUACCAUUCUGUUUGGGACGCUUCGGGAGAUUGACUACCCGGCCUGUCCCCAGUCGAUACGAUGGUCGCUUUGGAGGGCUCUGCCGGUAGUGCUGGACCCAAGGGAGAUUGACGCCACCAACUGGUUCAGGUUUCACGCCCAGACGGAUCGGACCCGACUGGAUCAUGUCACGUCGAUACAUAUCCCGGCAGCAAGCUUUCACUUUCUGCAGGGUUAUUUGGAGACGAUGGAGCAGAGCGAACCGUAUUUGCAGCGCUGUCGUAGGUUGCAAGCGUACGAGAUGCCGUUCUUGGAUGCUAGUGUGGAUAGUUUUGAGUGGGCUGUCAAGGAGAAGCUGGAGGCGGGAUAUACACGGCAGGAUCCUCCUACACCGUCACUGCCGUCGAUGUCUUCUUUGUCGCUUUCGGAUUCGAAUCGCCCCAGUCACUGCUCUCGGGUCAUGGUCAAGCAUAUCAAAGUCCAGGCAAAUAUCGGAGUCUUGGACGACUGGCUGGAAGAUGUUGUGUUUGCGUUCAGCGAGAGCCUGGAGACCCUUUCAACCAGGGAUGACGUCUCUAACCCGCAGCUAGGAAGCACCCUCGUCACUCGGUGGAACUUGCCGCGCCUACGUCAACUGGAGAUGCAGAGGCGACGCAGGAGCUUGCGGUUCGACACGGGGAUGCUGGUGCAUAGUCCACUUUUGGAAGAGCUGGUUCUGAAGGAUCAUAUGAUUUACUUGAACGGCUUUGAGUGGGACGCUGUGGUGCUUCAGGAACCGUUGCGGUUGCCCAAGCUGCGGAUUCUUCGACUCAAAGGGAUUCCGGCAAUCACAUUCCAUCCGCACUCAUUUUUGACUAGCCGCAGCGCCGAUGGACAAGACGACAAAGGCGAUGGCGACGAGGACUUUCCUGGGAUGCCCAAUCUUCAUACUCUGAGUCUUAACGUCAACGGAUCAAUGGACUCCUUGCCAACCUAUGCUCUAACUCAGUCAGAAUUCCAAGCCCCUUCUUGGAUGACGGUGCCGCGAGAAAUGGGCGAGGGGGAGUGGACGGUACCGACGUCUUGGAGUCUGUUACGGGAUCGAUCGUUCUGGAACUGGACCUGGAAUCUGCCUCUACUCACUGUGUUGGAGCUCCGCGGGGAGUUUGGGCUGUACUUUGAUCUGGCGAUGUUGAAGCGGACACCAGCACUGGAGGUCCUGUGUCUGGAUAUUUGGUCACGUUUUCUUCCUCUCUCGGCACAAACGCGUACACUGGAUCUGUCGGAAUUGGCGGUGACACAGGAGCAGGGCGGCGAGGCUGCGGUCGCAGGAAACGACAAGCAACAGGAUUUGUUACUGUUGCCCCGACUCACCCACCUCCACUUGCAAGGACCCUGGGUGAUCAACGGACCAACACUCAAGACAUUAUUCACACGCGUCAUGCCGAACCUGGUCUGCAUCUCCGAGUGUGGCUGCAAAGGAUUCAAUCUUCGCGAGUGGAUGGAGGCGACUGUCGAACUGGAGCAUCUUCUGAGCUCGAGUAUGGUCACCAUGACACCCCAGGAUGUUCCCCUGCAGGUGAUUGAGGACUAUGAGCUGAAGGCGGCGGAGAGGUCGAGUGUGGUGACGCUGGUGAAUCUGCUCUUGAAGAUUAAUGAAGCCAUGGAGUUGUCGACCUUGGCGAACUGGUGGCCUGGAGAGAGGAGACAGCGGGAGUUGAAGGUGGCUGGGGUUGUGGAAUAUGUCUUUGCGGGGAGUUUGCAUACGCGACCUAGGCGUGUUCUCAACAGUCGCAGCGCGUCGAUGGUGGGCUAA